GAACUACCAUUUCGAUCUUUUCAUAAAUUGAUAUAAAUGUAAAUUAGGCUGCGAAAAGUGAUGUAAACAGCAACAAAAAAAUUAUAAAUAUUUUGUUCAUAAAACAUAUUGUAUAUAAUUAGAAGAAUCUACAAUUUUGAAACUUUCGGCAACAACAUUUAAGGAACUACACUGUCAAAGUUCUUUUAGAUAAUCAAGAUGGAGACGAAAACCAUACUCGCUGUUUUUGCUGUUGUCUUUACCCUGGUGGCUUUAGGAUUAACUAUUGCCGCAGUGGCUAUCCCGAUCUGGUGGGACUUUUCGUCGACCAUCACAAUUGGACUGUUUCGAUCUUGUGUUAAGUAUGGAACUCUAAACAUAUGUCUGGAUAAUACAGAUGUAUCUGAUAGAUUACAGGCGACUAGAUGGCUUGUCGUUGCAGCUUGCUCGCUUCUAGGAUUCGCUUUGUUGUUUGGAUUUUUGCUUCUCUGCCUUAAAAACAAGUGUCUCGCAGUCAGCGCAUGCGUACUCGAUGUAGUAGCUGGGGCCUGUAUCCUGGCUGCAGUUGCUAUCACUGCUGAAGACACACUUAAUUCACCCGUUUCGACUUUAGACUACGGUAUUGCCUUUAUUCUAGCUUGUGUGGCUCUUGCUCUGGCCAUUAUUGCUGGAGUGAUCUUCGCAUUUGCCACACCGAAAAAGAGCGGAACUAAGGGACACGUUAUCAGCCCAAUGUAAAACAAAAUUGAUAUAUUCUUGACGUAGUUUUUGCGGUUGGGGUUUCUUCACUCCUUUUGGAUCUACAGCUGAGCUUGUAUAGUUUGACCACGUGACAUAAUGUUUAUACAGCACUUUGUAUUGAAAAAAUAGUGAAUUUGUCUUGGACAAAUACAUGAUAUGCAAACAUUAAAACAUAUUUCUCUGUCAUGGAUUAAAUCACAUACAAAUAUCUGUUUUCUCCUUUUAGCGGCGCAGUCUGAAGGAAAUAACCAACGUUGCACAGAAACAUAAUACGGUUGACAUUGAAUAUGAUCAAUUGACAAAGGGGAGAGAGAGGAGGGUAGGGUGUGCAAACUCAUCUCUUUGUUUGUUAAAAAGUAUAAUCUCAAUCUUCAAAUAGAUAUGCUUAGAAAUGGAUGACAUUCAACUUAAACAAGUAUCUAUCUAAUUUUUAUAGAUAUUUUUUAUCAAAACAAAAUAAGGUAAAAUGGAUCAUUUUAUCCACUUUUUCAGAAUUGAGCAACGUUGCGGGCUGGAGGAUUAAGGAUAUAUUCCUACCUGUAAUCAAUGAAUGUGUUAGGUAUUUGAGCAAUAUUUAUGUAAACGAAAGUCCUGCAAGUUUAAGCAAUGUGAUGAAGUACAUUUUGACAAACAUUUAAACGCUUGCAAACAUUUUUUUUUAUAAGUUAUAUGUGCAUGAAAGCAAACUUCUCUGCGUUCUUUUUUUCAGUUGAGAGCAAUGAUUUUCCUCUAAAUUUGUCAUUUUCCUUCUAAACAAGUCAGUUGUUUAAGGCAUUCGGAAAUAUAUGGUUUGAUUUACUCUGUAUUGUCGGAUAUGGUUGUUGACAUAUGGUGUUUUUGGCAUUCGUCAACAGCCUAAGGAGACAGAUAGUUGAAAACACAUUUAGUUCGCUCUAUUGACGUCUUUAAGAUAUAAUAUCUAACGUAUAUGUUUGAAUAAAUUAGGGAAGGAGGAACUAGAUAUUUUAGACUGAAUAAAGUGGACAUCACAAAUAUUUUUCUGAAUGAAAUAGGACAUAUCCGAUAAAUAAAAUUCACAAUUUGUUUUUAGUUUCAACUGAAUGUCAAAAUUUAAGAAACCUCCAUCUACAUUAAAUAGAGAGCAUAUCUUGAUGUAAUGGCAUCAGAUAGAAGAAAAAAGACAAAAAAUCUUACUUUUCACAGUAAAAGAAUCGUUUCUUCUGUAUAUUAUGGUCGAACGUCACAGCGAAACUUCUAACAACAUUUUUUUUCGGACAGUUGAUGUAAGGUACGAGGAAUUCCGACUGUUCCAAACAGUUCCAGAUAGAUCUAUUUGAAAAAAUGGUUAAACCGAUCUUACUAUACGGCUGUGAAAUUUGGGGCUACGGUAACAUGGAGGUCUUAGAAAGAAUUCAAUUAAAAUUUUAUAAAUACAUAUUUAAUUUUAAAAAAUCAACGCCAUCGUAUAUGAUAUACGGAGAACUGGGAAUUACUCCUGUUUUGGUUAGAAUAAAAAUUCGAUUAAUAGCUUAUUGGUCACGACUUAUUGAAAAUAUUGAAUGCAACAAUACUACAAAACUAUCAUCAAAAAUUUAUACUUUGGUUUACGAAUUGUAUUCACAAAAUAAGAUAAAAUCUCAAUAGUUAGAUAAUGUAAAACAAAAUUUGUGUAACCUAGGUUAUUCUGGAAUCUGGUACAGCCAGAGCUUAUCUAGUAGUAAAUGGAUUAUAGAAUCAUCGCGUCAAAAACUUAAGGACAUAUUCAUUCAAGAGUGGCACUCAGAGAUAAACAACACAUCAUCUAGUAAUAUAUACAAAUUCUAUAAAACAACUUUUUCACGAAGU
This is a messenger RNA of Mercenaria mercenaria, 2526 nucleotides long. RefSeq lists its product as uncharacterized. The coding region runs from base 199 to 717 and encodes 172 amino acids. Lineage: Eukaryota; Metazoa; Mollusca; Bivalvia; Venerida; Veneridae. The transcript has 5 exons. The record is from RefSeq and is a predicted model, not a curated record. Gene Ontology annotation, cellular component: plasma membrane.